AUGGACAAGGAAGACAGCCCCGGGAAAGACCCGCAGGCGCUGCGAAAAAGAUACAAAUCGGAAAAAGAGUUGAGCAGGUCGUUCGAAGCGCACGAACGGGGCGAAACAAAAUACGAUGAAGAGGAGAGACAUACUGCUCCCCUACUUCAUGGACACUCAUUUAAACUAAAAAAUAAAAGUCCUGUUCAAAAUGGGAAACACCAUUUAUGGUUAAAGAUGAAGGACAAGGCGAGACGCAGAUCCGAGUCGGAGUACCACAACUGCGUCCGCAGAAACGAUUCAAAACUUACUUGCUUUGUGAAAAAGUACAUGAAAUAUUUUUCUGCCCUGAAGAGGAGAAGCUACAAGACGAGUUCGUAUGGAAGCGGCCCCAACAGUAGGAGCGGUCUCAGUAACCAUCUCGCCAACCGUCUCCGCACGAUGAGGAGUAACCCUAACUGUAUUGCCCAUACGAAGAAAGGCCGCCCCGAUGAGGGCAAUUUCAAGCUCCAGUGUGAGGAGUCUUUACCAGUCGGGCAAAUACUUGGGGGAUCAGUUUUGCACAAAGUGGUAGAUUUGCUUGCAAGUCCAUUUGGCUCUCUCCAGGAAGGGAGCCCCCCCAGCAGUGGCAACUUUAGCAGCUGUGGCAGCCGUGGCAACCGCGGCAACUUUAUCAGCCGCGGCGAAGUAACCCCCCUGCUGACCUUCACGAACGCCCCCUCUGAAGAGGCCUUCAUGGACAAAUUUUACGCCCCCCUUCCCUUCAAAAUGGCCGUGUACUCAACGUUAAUGAUUUUAACCUCGCUGGUUAACUUUUUCAUUUUGCAUUACGGUGUGUUCUUUUUUGAGCACCCGGUGGGGAAAGCGGCAACGUACCUGAACGUGUGUAAGUUAUUCUUCGACAUUUUUUAUUUCUCCUUUUUUGUCAUUUAUAUCUUUUUGUUCAGCUCGAAUUGCAUAGAGAGAGUAUCCCUUUAUUUGUAUAACUCGUCUUACGCGUUUGCAUCACUUCGAGUUUUAUGUAACCUUGUUCUGCUGCACGUGCUCCCUCCAUCUGUGGUGAUAAAGGGGGAGGAGUCUACACCUGUUGUCGCUUUUAUUCCACCCCAAUGUGAGAAGGAGGAGCAGUUAGGUCAGCCAAGCAUCCAUGCCGUAGUCAUCCUCAUGAGUUGUGCCUACCUGUGCGUACUCUGCUGCUUAGAAAAUUACAUCAUGCUUUACCAUUUUGCGCUUAGCUUUAAGUUCUCCCUUUUUUGCAUCCUCUGUGUGUUUACGCUCUGUGUGUACUCCUACGGUUACCUGCACUUUGCCUACAGCGAUGUGGCCGUCUUGUUUUGCUUCUCCCUGUGUGUGCUUCUACUCUCUCUGUGCUAUGAGUAUCGCGUUGAGAGGAGGGAUAGAGCGUCCUUCAUAGGGGGGCGCCACGGUGAGGAGAGCACACACGAGGGGGGAAACACAAACGAGGUUGAAAAGGCAGAUGAGGGGAACAACGCAGAUGAGGGGAACAACACAGAUGAGGGGAAAAACACAGACGAGGCGACAAACACAGAUGAGGGGAACAACACAAAUGAGGGUGAUAACACCGACUACGGGGAAAACGCCAACGAGGCGGACCGCAGGAAGACGCCGAGGCACUACAUGACCAAGUACUUCUCCAUCGACAACUCGACCCCCACGUCGCCCAUCGAAGACAUCUUGAACAACCUGAAGUCCCUGCUGGACCACAUGAAGAAGCUGGAGGAAGAUGCCAGCGAAAAAAAACUAUCAGAAAUGGGAAAAAUGAAAGAAAAAAUAAAAAUGUGUGAAAAUAUCUUGAGGACGCAAAAUUUAAAUGAAGUCCAAAUAUGCAAGUACAGAAAAUUUGAGAGAGUAUACAACAUGUGGUGUUUGGAUAAAAUAGAAAAUAAUUAUUGCGAAAAAAAUGAUGAGUGUAAAUCCUACUUGUCUCAAAGUCUCAACAAGAAAUCUUUUAAUUCAUUUUCAAACAUUCACUCUUUGUUAUCGUCCAAAUUUCAAGAACAGCACAACGAUUCCUUCGAAUGGAAAUCCGACAUUGAGUACCUGUACAAGCGCAAUGUGUUCAUCUCCGUUGGGUAUAAGCUGCUGUACCCGCUGGGCGUCUUGGAGGCCAGCUUCGACAAGGAGAAGCUGAAGAACUUCCUGCUGAAGAUGCACUCUCUGUACAACGACGUGCCCUACCACAACAGUCUGCACGCCGCGCAGGUGGCUCACUUCAGCAAGAGCAUGCUGUUCCUCCUGGACAUCAACCACAAGAUACCAGCCAUCGACGAAUUCUGCCUGCACGUUUCCUCCCUCUGCCACGACGUGGGCCACCCCGGCCUGAACAACUACUUUUUAAUCAACUCGGAAAACAACUUAGCGCUAACAUACAAUGACAACAGUGUGCUGGAAAACUACCACUGCUCCCUCGUUUUCAAAACGCUGAAGGAAAAAAAUUGUAAUAUUUUCGAAAAUUACCCAUACAACAUUUUCACUACAUGCAAAAAAAAUAUCAUUAGGGCUAUCUUGUCAACAGACAUGAAAAACCAUUUCGAGUACAUCUCCAACUUUCGCACUUCCAAAGAAUUUAUAGACUUAGACAUUUUAACAAGCGACCAGACAUGGCAAAUUUUCUCCCUCAUUUUGAAGGCAGCAGAUAUUGGGCAUGCCACCCUCGACUGGAACAAACAUUACGAGUGGACGAUGAAAAUCAAUGAGGAAUUCUACCUACAGGGGUUGUUGGAAAAAUCGUUAAAUAUGCCAAACAGCUUUCUGUGCGAUAUAAAUUCUAUUGAUAAGCUAGCCAAUUCGCAGAUUGGCUUCCUGAAGCAUUUGUGUAUUCCUCUCUUCAGCGAGUUAAAUUCCAUCUCGAGGAAUGAUGAGGUGUACAAUCACUGCAUUUGCUCCAUUGAGAAUAAUAUAGAGCAGUGGGAGAAGAGCAAAAAUAACCAGAAGAGUCUGGGGCUCCACGACAAGUACAGGGAUGAAAAUUUGAUUGGCAGAAUUAAGCUGCUGAAGUUUGUGUGA
Plasmodium vivax (malaria parasite P. vivax) is the source of this 3006-nucleotide messenger RNA. RefSeq names its product 3',5'-cyclic-nucleotide phosphodiesterase, putative. Gene Ontology annotation, biological process: signal transduction. Gene Ontology annotation, molecular function: 3',5'-cyclic-nucleotide phosphodiesterase activity. NCBI's taxonomy places the organism in Eukaryota, Apicomplexa, Aconoidasida, Haemosporida, Plasmodiidae. The record is from RefSeq and is a predicted model, not a curated record. The transcript has 3 exons. The coding region runs from base 1 to 3006 and encodes 1001 amino acids.